UUAAAAGCAGUCACAACUGCAGCGAGACUAUCAGUCCCAGAGCUUUAACACUUCAACACAAAACCCACUUGAUUUUAAAAUGAGCAACCAGUCUUUUCUAGUAAAUGUGAAUGACUGGAUAGUAGAGAACCAAAAUGCUUUUCUACCACCAGUGUGCAACAAGCUCAUGCACUUUUCCCAGUUGCUUAUCAUGUUUGUUGGAGGUCCCAAUACCAGGAAGGAUUAUCAUAUAGAGGAGGGAGAGGAGUUGUUUUACCAGCUGAAGGGGGACAUGUGUUUGAAAGUGAUUGAAAACGGCAAACACAAGGAUGUGCACAUCAAGGAGGGAGAGAUGUUUCUGCUGCCUGCUCGGAUCCCUCAUUCCCCUCAGAGACAGGCCAACACUGUAGGACUGGUGGUAGAGAGGAGGCGGCUUCUGACAGAGACCGACUGCCUGAGGUACUAUGUGGGCAACAGCACUGACAUCCUGUUUGAGAAAUGGUUCUACUGCCAGAACCUAGGAACUCAACUGGUGCCAAUAAUUAAAGAGUUCAUGGCAUCUAAGCAGUGCAAAACAGGAAAACCUGAUCCAAAUGAAGUCUUCAGGGAGCCUCCAUUUCAGUUUAAUACCAUGAAUGUGAUGUCACCCUUCUCCUUCAAAGACUGGCUGGAAAAACAAAGGCCGUCACUGGGCAAUGGAAAGUCUGUCGACAUGUUUGGAGCUCAGUUUGAAACAGAGGCAACAGUGUUCGGACCUGGACUGACAGAGACGUCAGUGCGACAAAGUGAUGUGUGGAUUUGGCAAAUGGAGGGAUCCUCAAGAGUAACUUUGAAUGAGCAGGAGUUCACCCUUUCUGCAGGGGACAGUUUGCUUGUUCCCGAGCAGAGCCAAUACCAGUGGCAGAGAGAUGAGGGGACUGUGGCUUUGUGUGUGGUUCAAAACCCAGAGCGGAAAAGACCCUAACCAUCAACUGCCUGUUCGCAUAAAUACAGCAGACUCUCAUGUGGAAAUAUACCCCUGUUCUUCACAUAGAGCUCUAUCGGUCAGUGAACAGUGCAAUGGGUAUCAUUAUCACAUACAGUACGUUGUGCAAACUAUGCACUCAGUUAAGUUCUGUUUAUUGGUAAUGGAAAUGAGUAUAAACCGCUUUCAGCAUUAUUGGCUAGAAGAAACAACAGAAACUGAAAGUGCACUCAUUCAUUUUGACACUGCAUGUAAUUCUGUAUUAACAUUAAGAGAGAACUAAUAAAGAUAUAUCUUAAGAAAUGAAAGUGCACAAUAUGGUUAUUUGUCUUAACACACACUCUCCUUGACAGUUAAUUACAGUUCGUUAAGCGUAAUGACUGCUACUGUUGUCAGACUUUGAAAAAAGUAAAAGUUGUAGUUCCAGUAGUUCCAGACUAAUCCCGGUGACUGAGAAGAUGUAAAACACAAGUUUCAACAAGCACCAGGAAUGUAACCUUGUUGUCAGAUGGUGCCCAUGUGUUGCAUGCCAACUUCUGCUUGAAAGUUUUUUAAUCCACUUUACAAUCUUUUUUCAACUGAAAUGACCGUUUCUAGAGAAGUCCCAAAUGCCUGGACAUGAGUUCAGAAAAGAUUUGGCUGUGAGACGUGGUAAGACACAUUCAUAAAACUUGUCUCCCAGGAAUGGGUGCAGCUAUUAAUGAGGCUAAGGUUCUUUUGAUUUAUGUGUUGUAGAUAAAAUGGCAAUAUGCAAAUGGAAUACACGUGGGUCUGGUGUUUGUUUAGGACAGUAUGGUCAGAUUUUCUGAAUAUAAACUGUGUUGGUGCAUUAAAAUGACAUUAAACAGGAUUUGUACUAACAGUUCUAAAUCCUACUUUUCAUGUCACAGAGACGUCUCCUUAAAGACAAACUUCACCUAGGCAUUGUGUCUUAUUUUCAUUCAACCUUUUCCAAUAAAAAGCAAGUGUUUUU
Acanthochromis polyacanthus (spiny chromis) is the source of this 1916-nucleotide messenger RNA. It is a transcript of the gene haao, whose product is annotated as 3-hydroxyanthranilate 3,4-dioxygenase. The coding region runs from base 80 to 943 and encodes 287 amino acids. Gene Ontology annotation, molecular function: iron ion binding; 3-hydroxyanthranilate 3,4-dioxygenase activity. Gene Ontology annotation, biological process: 'de novo' NAD+ biosynthetic process from L-tryptophan; quinolinate metabolic process. The transcript is spliced from 10 exons. The record is from RefSeq and is a predicted model, not a curated record. Gene Ontology annotation, cellular component: cytoplasm. NCBI's taxonomy places the organism in Eukaryota, Metazoa, Chordata, Actinopteri, Pomacentridae.